This is a messenger RNA of Sinocyclocheilus rhinocerous, 551 nucleotides long. Its product is annotated as cat eye syndrome critical region protein 5 homolog. The transcript has a single exon. The record is from RefSeq and is a predicted model, not a curated record. The coding region runs from base 1 to 486 and encodes 161 amino acids. NCBI's taxonomy places the organism in Eukaryota, Metazoa, Chordata, Actinopteri, Cypriniformes, Cyprinidae.
AUGUACGUGUAUCUCUCUCAUAGCGACAACCCGAUGGCUGAUAUUUAUGGUGCAAAUCUGUACAACCGCUACCUCAAAGCGAUGCAUCGCACCCGUGCGCAGGCGCAGGGCGGCUCGAGCAGCCAGGUGCCCGGAGACCUGCAGUGUGAAGCUUCCGACGAUGCCAAAGGUUCAGGACGGGUGAUGGUGGGAGGCUCGUUCGAUCACCAUCUGCCCGAAGGCUGCAGCUCCAUCCUGGUCUGCACGGGCGUCUACAACCGUGACCACCAGGACCUGCCCUCGGACCCCGAGCAGACAGUCACAGAGCAGCAGAUCUUUCACGGUCACCGGGACUUCCGCUUCGACCCCAGUCUGACACAGCCCUCCUUCCACGGUCACCGGGACUUCCGCUUCGACCCCAGCCUGACCCAGCCUUCCUUUGUCGUCCAUGACGUUCGGGAUGGAGUGGAGUUGGUCUUCCAGCUGGAGGGUUGGUCACUGCAGUAAACCAUCGUUUAUUACACCACGUCUACAUGCCAUGCGUCACGACUAGGGCUGCAAAACGAUUAGUC